This is a messenger RNA of Drosophila arizonae, 2881 nucleotides long. RefSeq lists its product as uncharacterized. Gene Ontology annotation, molecular function: extracellular matrix structural constituent conferring tensile strength. Lineage: Eukaryota; Metazoa; Arthropoda; Insecta; Diptera; Drosophilidae. The record is from RefSeq and is a predicted model, not a curated record. Gene Ontology annotation, biological process: extracellular matrix organization.
GUUAGAUUCGAUUUUCGAUUGGUUAGGUCUUUCUGUUAUUGGUUUUCAUGUUGUACACGACAUAUCGAUUUCUGUAUCGGAUAGUUCAAAUUAAGCUGUGAUCAAAGUAGGCUACGUCUUUUUAGUUUUAAUGUAUAUCUCUGAUUGGCUUGAAAGUACACGUCAAUUGUGUCUAAAUUCCUAUAUAUUACAUUUCGAACAAAGUUUGUCGCAAUUUCGUGCUAUUCAAUUGACCCGAAACACAGCGCAGGGUCACAGCACUUGACAAAGACUCGUGGUCGGGACUCGAGGAGCCAUCGGAGGGUGACAUCGCCGCCUUUAUCGAGGAGGAGCUGAAUGCUUGUGGACACAGCAGCAGUUACACUCUACUUAUUGAAAAGGUAACAAACCGUAAGUACGAUGACAGCAAGAUGCGCUUCAACAUGGGCAUCAGUGGUGGCCACUGGCAUUAUCAAUGAGCCGCUGCGUUUGCCGUGCGCUAUACGCCCACCGGGACCGCCUCCAAAGAUGCUAAUGCGACAGCCGAACUCAAAGGGCAAGGGCAGGGCAAUGGCAUUGGGCAAAUCAGCCAUGGCGCCUACACUAGCAUCCAUUGCUGCAAGAUCAUCAAGACCCGCAACAAAACCUUCAGCUGCACCCUUUUCAGCAUCAUCCGCACGCUCAGCUGCAACCGCACCUGCGGGUGCACGCUUCAACAGACGUCCGACCGCCGCGGCACCAAAUCCCAGAAUGACGGCUCCAAAAAUGUCGCAGAAGGCCGCAUCAGCAGCCAUGUCAGCAGGAAAAGCUAUGCCCAAUUCGAAACAGGCAACGGGCAGCAGCUCAGCACUACAAUUCCGGUCAGCUGGACCAGGAGGACAAGGAGGACAAGGAGGACCAAGAGGACCAAGAGGAUCAAGAGGACAUGGAGGAUCAGGAGGACCAAAAGGACUAGCAGGUUCAAACGGGCCACUCAGAUCAGUCGCACCAGCCAGAGCAGCCGGAGCGGCAGGACCGGCAAAAUCAUCAGGACCGGCAAGAUCAUCGGGACCGGCAAGACAGUUUGGACGGUCUGGACCGUCAGGACCGGCAAGACCUUCAGGAUCUUCAGGACCUUCAGGACCGGCAAGAUCGACAAGACCGGCAGGAUCGGCAAGACCGGCAGUACCAGCAGUACCGGCAGUACCGUCAGGACUGGCAAAACCAUCAGGACCGGCGGUACCAUCAGGAACCGCAAGACCAUCAGGACCACCAGGACCGGCAACACCGCCAAAGCCGGCAGCACCGUCAGGACUGGCAGGAUCGACAGGAUCGCCAGCAGCGCCAGGACUGGCAAAACCAGCAGGACCGUCAGGACCGGUAGCACCGGUAGCACCGUCAGGACCGGCAGUACCGGCAGUACCGGCAGGAUCGGCAGUACCGGCAGGAUCGGCAGGACCAACAGGUCAAAUAGGGCCAGUCGCGCCAGUCAGCUCAGAAGCAUCUACAGAGACCGUCGGGUCAGAAGGACCAACAGGGCCAGUCGAGCCAGCCGCACCAGCCGGACCAGCAGGCGCAACAGAACCAGCAGAACCAACAUUAAGAACUGCCUAUUGCCAGCCGAACCGCGUGGCAGCUCCGGAUACGAACGCGGACGCGAACACGGACACGGACACGAACACGGGCACGUGCACGGCCACUCAAGAGUUUCGACGUGCGUUUCGCAAUAUGUGGCCGCGUCUGCCGGCACCGAAUUCCGACCAUCGCCAUCACAGCCGCUCGUCAAGCCAGAGCGGAAGCUUUCGGCGACGUCAUCAUCACGAAUUGCGCGCGCGUGCGAGCUGUCCGUAUGGCCAGGGGCCGGUGCAUCCACACGGCAGCAGGCCCAUGAUGAAGCCCAUGAUCAAUCUGGGUCAGCACGAGAAGCACAUGAUACCCAACUAUUAUACACCCAUGCACUUUGAACAGCAAAUGGGCCAGCAAUCGCAAGGACGUGGCCACUGGGAGCACCAUCAGUACCACUAUAGGCCCUCAAUGCCGGACAUACCCGAGGAGCCGCUGCUAAUGCCGUCUCAUGCCUAUGAAUUUCCCGAUCCAUUGUUUGAUGAUGAGACACUUGGUGCCUGUGACUCACCACGAUCUCGCGUCCGUUGUCAGGUGAUAUACUCCAAUUCUCUCUACGAGCUGGCUGAAUGGCAGCCUGUGUGCGAGUCCCGUCAGGUGUGGGAGCCGCUGGAUCUCAAUCAUCGCUAUCUAUCCGAUCCGAGUAAUCCCUUACCGCCAGCUCCACCUGGCUUCGAGCACAUCGCCACAGGUAAACGCACGUUGUCCAGCCGCUCGCGCCAUCUGCUGGGCGAGGAGAUAACAUAUGAGUUAGAUACAGGCUAUGAGACGCCCGUACCCAUGGAGAUGCCAGAGCGCGAGCUGCGCGAGCAACAGCAUUUCAUAGCUAAUCACGAUACCCAUUUGGCAAGUUGUCUGGCCCAGCUGCGUGUGACCAAUGGUGCAACCGGUGACGGUUACUAUGUGCGCCCGGUGCUUAAGCUGGUUCCCAAGGCAGUCAAGGUGGUGGAGCCACCCAAAUACCAGCCCGUAUUUCAACCCAAUGUCUCGUAUUGGGAUCUAUUGGGCCGCAAUCAAGACAAAGCAAAGAAUGAACUAAUAAUUAACAAUGAGCCGAUCCAAGGCGAUCAACCACACAACUACAAUUCGAUGCCACCAAUGAGCAACGAUCAGGACGUCUAUGCGGACCAACUGCUCUACAAGGCUGAUUCAUCAUCCUACGACAAUGUCGGCCAAAUGGUCAAUCCGGAACGUAUACAGUUUGGCACCGUCACAGCUGAAAUGUCCGGCUCGAUGGACGACUACACAUUGAUUAAUCAGAUCUAAGAUGUUCUUAUUCGGGGUAACUCUCCAUAAGUAU